UGAGCAUUGCCGUCGUUUUCACCAUUGGCCUCUCUAUCGCCGCAUCCUAUGGGUGAGACCGAGAGAGACACUGCUGCACAUAAAAGAAUUAAUAGACAGAUCCACAAGUAAGUCGUGUUCUGGGUGCGCAGCGUAUCAGCGGGUUUCGGCUUCAAGUUCGGGCCUCUGCACUCGACUCUCCCCUUCCUGCUGCUGGGCAUCGGUGUGGAUGACGCCUUUAUCAUCACAUCGGCAUUCCACCAUACGUAUGACGCCGACGCAUACCCCAUGGAGUCCUCCAUCCCGCUGCACGAGAGAGUCGCCCUCGCCAUGAGCCAUGCCGGCAUGAGCAUCACGCUGACGUCGAUCACGGACGCACUGGCAUUUGGGAUUGGCGCAUCCACCACUGUACGCGAAUGAAGAGAGGAGAGAAGGCCUUUGGGUGGCUUGUCGCACUCUGUCUGUGUUGUUGGCUGCAGAUUCCCGCUCUUUCAUCCUUCUGCGCCUAUGCGUCGUUCGGCAUCCUGUGGUGCUACCUGCUGCAAGUGUUCUUCUUCACUGCCUGCCUGGUGGUGGACCAGUGGCGUGCUCAGCGACAAAUAUACGACUUCCUGGUGAGCUGAGCCACACCCGGUGACGCAUUGGGGGUGACUGGCAACGCGCUUUGCCUUGGUACUCUCUUCAUGUCAGUGCUGCAUCAAGGCGUCCAAACCGCAUCUGCUGGGCGACAUCCAGGAUGGCCAAGUGGUCGACAGGUAAGGAACAGACAAGGGGUACCCACAGUGACGGUGCCGACCGCUCUGGCGUGUGGCUUGUUUGCAGGUACUGUUACUUCUGCACGUGCAAGCCUGACCUUUUGGCGAGAUUCCUGGGGGGCCCAUAUGCCAAUAUUCUGACCAAGACACCCGUCAAGGUGCCCAGCAAGACACAGCGCAACUCAGGUGUGCAAUCAUGUGACGCAUCAUUCGCUGCAGGUGGGCGUGCUGGCGGUUGCGGCGGCCCUGCUGGGCGCUUCCAUCUAUGGGGCGACGAAUCUCGAGGAACGCUUCGAUUUAGCGUUCUUUGUUCCAGACGAUUCGUACGGCAGUAAAUACUUCGACUACCUCGAUGACUACUACAGCGGCGCACGUACGCUAUCGCCAAACGGACAAAGACAUUCAUGCAUCCGGUACACCUUCCCAUGGCCUUGUGCGUGUGUGUGUGUGUGUGUGUGUGCAGCUGUCCCCAUGACGGUGGUGGUCAAAGACUUCGAUUACUACGCUAACCGAGACACCACCCUACCGGUAAACGCACGCACACAACCACUCACAGGAGGGCGUCCAUUACCCAGUGACUCACACACGGCUGAAUUGCAUUGUGUGCAGGAUGUGUCAUCAAUUCUGCGUACGUCCAAGUACGUCGAGGCAUCGACCGUCGAGAGCAUCUUCGAAGAAUACGCGAGAUCGCCCCUUUAUGACACGGUGAUCACGCAUGCGAUGCGACAAAGCUGGGACACACUUACCGACGCGCUUAUGACAUGCAUUUUACGUGUGCUGUAGAGCACGCCAGCCGCUUGGUACACGGGCCUCUCCACCUUCAUCACUCAAGACGGACCCGGCAAAAGGUACAUCACAACACCAUUCCGUCCUGUCACUCACACACACGUCCACACACUGCGUUUCACUGCUGCAGGUUUGAGCAGGACAUCGUAUGGCGGGACCCCCUGGACGUCACGCAAGGCAUCCGCGCGUCGCGCCUGCGGGCCGGCUACCGAGGCAGCGCCAUCCCUGACUCGCCCAGCCAAGUGGAUGCGAUGCUGACCCUGAGGAAGGAGCUGGCUGACGUCGAUGGUGUGGAUGUCUUUCACUACUCCUUUGAGCACCUGACGUGGGAGGCCAGCGCCGUCAUUGUGUAUGAGCUGAUCCUGAACCUGUCGCUGGCAUUUACAGCGGUCUUCCUCGUGACACUGGUCGGCACGGGCAGGGCAGGCAGAAACACACAAUGGUUGAGAAGCCGAAUGUUCGUAUGGUUCUUCUGUCUAUCUUCACGUGUGUGCAGUUUUUGAUUGGUCAUCCACUGACGAGCAUAAGGACCUUGUCUUCGUGUGUGUCCUCUACUGUGUUGUCGUCUCUCUCGGUGAGUCUCCACACUCACACACACUCACACACACACACAGAGGAGCGACUGCGCUGUGCCUCCAUGCGCUCGUCCUCCGUCUGCAUGUAGGUUUUAUGUAUUACUGGGGAGUUCCGAUCAACACCGUCUCUGUCAUCUACAUAGUGCUCGGCCUGGGCCUCUCCGUCGACUACUCGGCUCACAUCGGCUACUCAUUCAUGCUGCAACAGGCCGCCACCAGGGACGAGCGUGUCGUCAAGGCUCUGGGGGAGAUCGGCGCAUCGGUGCUCAACGGCGCCUUCUCCACCUUCCUGGCCAUCCUGGUGCUGGCCUUCUCCAAGUCAUACGUCUUCCGGGUGUUCUUCAUCCAAUUCUUCGACAUUGCCGUGUUCGGGGUGGCUGCGGGCAUCUGCAUCCUUCCUGUGCUGCUCUCCUGGCUGGGCUCGGCGCCAUACACCAUCCCACAAGACGCCCCGGUGAAGGACGGCAAGGUUGUGGAGACGCUCGAGGACACUCAUGAGCCGUCGGCCGUGACGGUGCCGACGAUACGCCAGAAGAGUGCCGAGGAAAACCACGAGAGGGAGGGUGAGGAAUCCACGCCCCCGGGGAGCGUGUAGUGGGGUGGGGUAGGGUGUGUUGGGGUGGGUUAUUUGCUGGUCUGAAUAUGAGAUGCGACUGCGCAUUGCUUGUUUGUAAGUACUGUACGUGGGGAGUGUGUUGGCUCACUCGCGGCCCUUCCAAAGGAAGGCUGAUGCGAAGGAUUGUUGAAUGGUCUGCUCUUUGUGUGUCAAUUUGGUGAUGCAGGGCUAGUGCUCGUGUAGCGUAGAGUGAUUUUUGUCCAACUGCACUUGUACUGCUCGUGUGUGCGCGUGUGGUGUCUCAUCUCGUCUUCUCCAACUUCUCGCCUAUUGUCUUCCACAGUCAGUAAUAGACUGUGCAUGUGUGUAUGUGUGCCUGUCGAUUGUUCAUUGUGCAAAGCGACGUCCCGUCACUUGAUGGUGGGUGUGGUGCAUUUUGUUUUGUGGGGCCUUUUCUUGUAGUGUUCCGAUGGAUGACUGAAUAAUGAGAGACGAGUGAUGUGGAUGAGUUUCACUCGUGUGGUGCGACACUGGCUAGUCAAC
Messenger RNA from Vitrella brassicaformis, 3194 nucleotides. The record is from the annotation of a GenBank genome assembly. Lineage: Eukaryota; Vitrellaceae.